Messenger RNA from Laccaria bicolor S238N-H82, 1796 nucleotides. RefSeq lists its product as uncharacterized. Gene Ontology annotation, molecular function: protein serine/threonine kinase activity; ATP binding. Gene Ontology annotation, biological process: peptidyl-serine phosphorylation; intracellular signal transduction. Lineage: Eukaryota; Fungi; Basidiomycota; Agaricomycetes; Agaricales; Hydnangiaceae. The transcript has 7 exons. The coding region runs from base 1 to 1692 and encodes 563 amino acids. The record is from RefSeq and is a predicted model, not a curated record.
AUGCCCCUCAUUCGCUUGAGUUCCAAGCUCUCCCUUCGUGUUCCUAACUACCAGGACGAGGAUUACCAAGUCGCUGAACGAUCUCCAGUUAGUCCUCAGACUCGUUCGGUGCUCGGCUCGAUCACCAACGCAGCUAGCGAUCAACACACAAAGAAGUUGCCUUCUCCGAAGACAGGAAUUACCAUCAAAAUUCCGCCAAAGACCUCGAAGACCGAGCGCCGCUUUUCGAACUGCAGGUGCAAACAGCAUGCCCCGCUCGUGACUCUAGACAAGGAACAAUACAGGCUGGAGCCACUGUAUAUCACCCUAGGCAAACUGGUGAUCUGUUCGCCACUCUUUUCGCCCUUGAGGAUAAUCAGCAAGCCUUCCUCGCCGUCAUCGACACAUGGCUUGGUAGCCUUUCCCGAUGUUUCGGACACGGCUUCUUCUGGAGGCGACUCUGCAUCCGAUGUGCCACCUCUCACCAACGAAACGCCUCGUACCUUCGAAAUAGUGAAGGAGUUGGCUCCAGGUGGCGAGUAUUCGGUUUGUUAUGCUGCGGUCGAGCUAUGUCCCAAGGGAAAUCGUCUGGGGCGCUAUCAGUGCUUGAAGGUGACCAAGAAGAGCAAUAUGAAGGAGAGGCCUCUUCAACUUCUAUGGGCGGAAUGCCGCGCGUUCUUGCGGAUUGUUGCUCAGCGCAGGAAGAGAGCCGACCAUUUACAUGGGAUGCCCUUUGUCAUGGAAGCUGACGCCUUCCUAGAGGACGAUGACUCCUUUUAUUUUGUCAUGGAAUACUUGAAGUUUGAUUUGCAGCAUGUUCUACUGGAAUGGAGACCUUUCAAGCGUCGGAUUUAUGCGAAACGGUGGUUAGCACAAAUGGCACGAGGUCUCUACUACCUUCACAAGGCCGGCAUCAUUCACCGCGAUCUGAAGCCUGAGAACGUCCUCGUGGAUUGGAAGGGCAACGCUCGCAUCAUGGAUUUCGGCUUGAGCUGGGUUUCACAAGAGGACAAAAGCCUGGAACCUGGGGUCCCAUACGCUUACCUUUGCGGUGUCGGUACCCCCGAGUACACUGCUCCAGAGACUUGGAUUGACGACGACUUCCGAAGCCCGCGCUCCGCUGAACCUGUGAAUAAUGAUGAUGCUGAGGAGUCCAUCUCAAGCAGAGCCGUCUACGGUAUAGAGGUGGAUUAUUGGGCUUUUGGUUGUAUUGCAUUUGAACUUGAGGCUUAUAAAUCUCGGGUCCUUUUCCCUGGCAAAAGUUCCCAAGAUUUCUACAUCCAACAACAUGCUCGGGGGAAUGCACAGUCGCUAUUCCGGACGGAUGAUGUUCUGAGCCCUGAAGCCCAGGAUCUUUUCCUCUCACUCUUGGAACCGAACCCAGCUCUACGUGCUACAUUUCAAGAUAUUGUUCAUGCUGGUUAUUUUCAAAUCAGUGAUGGAUUCAGGAAUAGUCAUUUUAGCUUCAUCGUUAACCGGGCUUGGGAACGGUCUACACAGCGGGUUCCUCUUCUAAGUGAAGACCUCUCGAAAAUUGUCCAUCCAGAAGAAGUCGAACAUCAUUCGGUUGAUUCGAUGUUGCCUGGAAUCAAUGGCUGGAUAAAUCCACACGGAUAUUGGGGAGAACACUAUGACCCUUAUCCUGAGGGCAAGAUCGCCGACUACCAGCAAUUCUAUGACGAUCAUGGGCACCUUUACGGCUGCUGCAACUGAAUGUUCUCCCCGUUUAUUCAUCAUCCAAUAAUUUAUCUCCACUUCCUGCAUCAGCUCCUCGUGUAUUUACCACCAUACCAUCUGACUAAAGGAUGUACCAUUUC